Durusdinium trenchii is the source of this 1250-nucleotide messenger RNA. NCBI's taxonomy places the organism in Eukaryota, Dinophyceae, Suessiales, Symbiodiniaceae. The record is from the annotation of a GenBank genome assembly.
GGAACUUGGAAUUUCAUUUUGGCAGACAUUUGGAUCUCAUCCAUCCCAUUCGGCAAGACCGAACGGAACCUCGGAAACCAUGUGCAAUGUCUUUAGCAUCGAUUUGGAGUGGCCUAAGGAUGUCUCCACUAGUCCAUGGAUGCCCCCACUCGCUUACCUGAUCGUCCGUGGUCUGAUCGCAGCGAUCUUCAUCGUUGGUCAGAUCCUCCAUUUGAACGACUUCAUCGAUGAGUUCGGGGCUUUCUACUUCAUUUUCCUGACCAACUGGAACUUAAUCUUACAGACCUUCACCACGAUUUGCCUCUUCCUUUGCGCCAUCUGGGGCUACACGGUCUCGCCGGAGAGCAGUGGGAAGGCACCGUGCUUCGUGAAAUUCACGACGGCUUUGUGGUACAUCAUGCAGCCCUUGUCGAUGAUCGUGGUGAUUCUGUAUUGGACUGUGGUGAAUCAGUUUUGGGAUCCAUACCCGGUGACGUUCUCUUCUUACUGGGCCCAUUUGUUGAACUGGAUGGUCCUCCUCUUCAGUCUCUUUGCAUCGCGGAUUGAUUUCUCUCCGAAGAAUGGCAUCUGGCUGAUCAUUUUCGUCUUGAUCUACUUCGUUUGGACCAUCAUCCACUACGUGGCCGAGAUCGGCCGAGAAAAACCUUGUGAUAACUACCCGCAAGAGUUGUGCCCGAUCUACGACCUCUUCAAUUGGAACGAGCCUGGUCUCACCAUUGGUAUCACCAUCGCGGCCUUGGUGGCUGCCGCCGUGGUGAUUGCCCUGUACUGGGGCUUCGUCCGUUGCCGCAACAGCUGCUGCGACCGUGGCGCCCAAGAGGCGGCAGUGAAGGAUGAAGCGAGGGAACCGGAGGUCGCAUAAGAUCUGCAAGUCCCCCGUCCAAGGACGAGAGGGGGAUGCGAAGAGAGGUGCUACAGCAAGUGCACAGUGAGUGGACGACGAUGUUUCUUGUUCAUGGCAUAAGCCGUUCUCCUUGAUUUGAGAGAUCCAACGUGGUGAUGCUUUUUGGUCAGUUGGCACUUCGAAAACAUGUUCAGGGUGACCAGCUGGUCGGCACGGCACAACAUGCGUCACUACGGCGAGAGAGGGAUGGUAUGAGAAGUCUGAAGUGUGGUUUUAACACACUACUUGGACAGUCGGACAGUUGGCAAGGUUAUGCCUGAAGUGCUGAAGCGCCUCAUGCUUGACUCAAAUGAUGUACAAUGUACAGCAUGUGUUUAUCAUGCUCUGCGUAUGUUUUGCAACCUAC